AGCGUCGUUUUCUAUGCUUGCCAAGGACCGAAGCAUCCACCUCUGCAGCCUGCACCUCCCCACCCUGUAAAACUCUCAACAUAAAAGUGCGUCGCCCUGCCCUUUCUUCCUCUUCCAAGGAGAACAACCACCGCCUCUCUCCCCCGUCUAUCUCUUCUUGGAGCCUGGAGAAGAGGAAGGAUCAGGGAACGGGGGAAGAGGUUGCUGCCACAGCUCAGGUCUCAAGUUUGGAUUCAGACAAGUAGACAAACACCAGUUGGUUAAGAUGGCAGCUGGUUUCCAGAUCGGUGUGAUCGGGUCACUUGCACUCUCUGUUGCAUCUUCAGUUUCCAUUGUCCUCUGCAACAAAGCUCUCAUCAGCACACUUGGUUUUCCAUUCGCUACAACAUUAACAAGCUGGCAUCUGAUGGUGACCUUCUGCACCCUCCAUGUGGCACAGCGCUUACGUUUCUUCGAGCCCAAGGCAAUUGAUGGACAGACAGUCAUACUCUUUGGGUUGCUGAAUGGCACGUCAAUUGGUCUUCUCAAUCUGAGUUUAGGAUUCAACUCCAUUGGAUUCUACCAGAUGACAAAAUUGGCGAUCAUACCUUUCACUGUGCUAUUGGAGACUAUCUUCUUGAAGAAAAGAUUCAGCGAGAGUAUCAAGCUUUCUCUUCUGGUCUUACUUCUUGGAGUAGGAAUUGCUUCAGUUACUGAUCUCAAGCUAAAUCUGCUUGGGUCCAUCCUUUCUGGCCUCGCCAUUGCCACCACCUGUGUUGGCCAAAUUCUCACAAAUACAAUACAGAAGAGGUUGAAGGUCUCCUCAACGCAGCUUCUGUACCAAUCUGCGCCUUACCAGGCGGCAAUUCUGUUUGCAUCUGGGCCUUUUGUAGAUCAACUCCUUACUAACCGGAGUGUCUUUGCACACAAAUACUCUGCUACAGUUCUGGGUUUCAUUGUCCUCUCUUGCUUGAUUGCGGUGUCUGUGAACUUCAGUACAUUUCUUGUGAUUGGAACAACAUCCCCAGUGACGUACCAGGUGCUUGGUCACCUUAAGACAUGUCUGGUUCUAUCAUUUGGCUACACUCUAUUACAUGAUCCUUUCACUCUAAGGAACAUAUUGGGCAUUCUAAUUGCCAUAUUUGGGAUGGCACUAUACUCCUAUUUCUCUGUAAGAGAGGGCAAGAAGAAGUCAGCAAAUGAUGCCCUGCCAGUUUCACAGCUACUCUAAGUACACAAUAAAACCAGCAGUCUACCAUCAGCUCGGAAUCAGUCCCAAUUCCAAGGUGAAAGAAAUGGAGGAUAAACUAUUAUGCCUCGGUUGCUCCAAGUGGAUUCAUUUAUGCAGAAUUGGUCAACGUCACCAUGUAUCAUCUCAACUGAUUGCAUGAAAUGUGUUGAUAUGAACAUAUUUCAGGCAGCCUACUAGCAAGCUGCUACCUGUAAUAGUUCAGAUACUUCAUGUGUCUUGUCCACUAGCUUGAAACCAGCUAGACACGAAUAUGUGGCACUUCAAACAGGUGUAACCUGCCAUCAGCUGUUGUUUUCAAAACUAGAUUACAACAGAAAUCAUUACAGAGUUUGAGGGGCAGCAGAAGAACCUGCCAUCAGCUAUGAAACAGCAGAGUCAACUUCAGUAGCUUCCUACUAUGUAUUCAGUCCAACCGCAACAUAAAGACAUUUAUCUCAUGUAGAAUAGUUCAACUCGUGAGUCGUGACUGAACCA
This is a messenger RNA of Zea mays, 1705 nucleotides long. RefSeq names its product integral membrane protein like protein. The coding region runs from base 266 to 1210 and encodes 314 amino acids. The record is from RefSeq and is a predicted model, not a curated record. The transcript has 8 exons. Lineage: Eukaryota; Viridiplantae; Streptophyta; Magnoliopsida; Poales; Poaceae.